AUGGCAAAUUGGUCGGAGAUUAAGAAUUUAGCUGAGCAGCUUAAACGUGUUCAAGCUUCAGAAAGUGCAAACUGUCUUUCAGAUCGUAUUUGUGUUGAUAUUGUCAGUUAUCUCAUUAAUUCUGGUCGCCUUCAGAUUUAUCGUACUAACGACGGUCGCACUCUCCUAACAAAGAAUGAACUCUUUACUGAGAUUAUUGAAGAACUUGAUACCCAUAGAGGGCGUAUAUCACUAUUGGAACUCGCUGAUAACUUGGAAGUUGAACAUGCAGUUGUUGAAUCCCAUGUUCAUGAAAUGCUAGCAAAUUUGGGAAAUUAUUAUGACGAGCAAUGUGUUCUUAUUGCUGGUGAAUUAAUGACAAAGAGCUACAUCAGACGAGUUGCUGAAGAGAUUCGUGAUCGCUUAGAAUUCCGUGGAGUUAUGACUGUCACAGAUCUUGCUCGUUCUUAUAACUUUUCCUCACAGUUCCUUGUGUCUAUUAUAAAUGAGUACAAUGGAACGCUUUUCCAAAUACAACGAGAUGGAGAUAGAUUGUGUACCCAAGUGUUUAUUUCUAAGCAAAAAUCAAAGGUGUGUGGUUAUCUUUCAGCUGUUGUCACUCCUGUUUCCGUUGCUGACUGUGCCACCAAAUUGGAUAUUGCGCAAAAAGUUUUGACCGACAUCAUUGAAUCUCUCAUUUCUAGUGGAAGUAUAAGGGGUUUUCUCACUGCGGAAAGGAGUAUCUUUACCCCGACAUGUUAUCAACAGUCUCAAGACAAGUACAUUGUCGAUUUCCUCAAACAGAAUGGUUAUAUUGAAUGGUCUAUUGUUCAGCGUAUUGGGAUCUCUGAUCCAUCAUCCUAUCUUCGCCAGCGUUUUCCCUCAGCUAUUCACACCAAAGAGUUCACAAUCAACGAGUCUGUGGUCUCACAAAUCAAAUCUGUUCUUGAAGAUGUGACCCCCGAUACUCAUUGGAUUGAUGUGUCAAACUACCUGCCACAAGUUUUUGGAGCUCAGGAGAGAGAAUGGUUGAUCAAACCGCUCAUCAAUAAAUUGGAUUAUGUCCCACUUGACGGUUACAUGUACCUCUAUACUGCAACUCGAUUAGCUGAACUCGCCUCCUGUUUUGAUGAUUACAUUCGAAAACAAGCUACAGUGGCUGCUUUAGAUCAGAGAAAAAAGGUUGGAGCCAAACCUAGCGGACAAUCUGCAGCAAAAAAUGAAGAGUCAAUUAUAAAGGCUGUUGAUAAGAACAAGGGCAAGACGGGUGGUUUGGGUAGUAGAGCUCGUGAAAUUAAAACCAAGAAUGUAAAAAAGAAGUACUUUAAAAAGAAUGCUGAUAUUGAAGAGGAUGACAAUCAGUCCGAUAUUAAUGUCGACUCCUAUUUACCUCGAGAAAAUCUCCUUCCUCUAUUGAGUACUGCUGUUGGCACUAAGGCCCCUGAAGAUCUUGUUGAAUGUCUUCUUGAUCACCUCCUUCCACAGAUUCAUGAAUCCUUCUUGUCCCUUGUCAAGUCAGUUUACUUGCAGACUGCGGAUUCGUCUAAAAAUCGGGAUAAAUGCCGUAUUGAAAAGGAUUCUCUCGUUUCAACUGUUCUCUCCAUUCAGCUUUUGGAACGUGGAAGCUUGGCAGUUGACGAUGCUGAUCUUCGAACCCAGUUAAUUCGACAACUUCUGCGUAGCGAGGUCUCUACAUUUGUUCAUCGCCUCUACCUUUUAUUUGCUCAAAACUAUGAUAUUGAAUGGCCCAAACGAACCAAAGGAGGUGAAGAGAUUUCCCCCAGUGAGAUAACAAGCCAACAAAGAGAUUCUCUAGCUAGUAUUGCUAGCAAAAUGGCUGCCGGGAGUGUUAAAGAGGCUGUAUCGCUGCUUCAGCAAAUCAAUGCUUGCCUUCGAGCUAAUGCAGAACUUCCAGAGUCGACUGGUCUUCCUCUGGAUGAGGUUUUCGCCCUGUCUGAUGAUCUGGCUAGUUGUCACCUGGGUAUCAACCUCUCGGUGUCUCUUCUUCGCAGCGGCGCCUCUAAACGCAAGCGAGAAGAUCGGGUAUUGGCAUUUGAGAUUGCAAAGCAAACAGAAGAGCAGUUGGUGGCUGCAGCUAAGAGUGACGACGAUAACUACUUGGCUGCUGUAACCUUGGCUGGAACGGCUCUCUUUGCCCAGUGUAUUGCUGGGUGUCCCGUGCCUGUUCAUGGUAAACUGGUUCCCAAGAUUUGCUCUUGGAUCACAAAGAAGUUGGCCAAACCCCCGAAUAACUCUUCAUCAUAUGCCUCGGCGAUGAAUUUUUUGAGAGAAAGCAAGGCUUCUGAAAAGUUGAACCGAUUAACGGAGAUUGUGAUGCUUGAAGCUAAAUGUCAUGGUGGCGAGAGUGGAGUUCCGCAAGAGGAGAAAAGUAGCCUUGUGGACGAGCUGGUCGUAGUGGCUUCUGGAUGUAUUAAAGCUAUGCAGGGUACUUCUCCUACACCUACUGCGUAA
Molecule: messenger RNA, 2451 nt
Organism: Rodentolepis nana
Lineage: Eukaryota; Metazoa; Platyhelminthes; Cestoda; Cyclophyllidea; Hymenolepididae
Source: the annotation of a GenBank genome assembly